Messenger RNA from Folsomia candida, 2272 nucleotides. Its product is annotated as zinc finger protein 287. Bases 181 to 1989 code for a protein of 602 amino acids. Gene Ontology annotation, cellular component: nucleus. The record is from RefSeq and is a predicted model, not a curated record. Lineage: Eukaryota; Metazoa; Arthropoda; Collembola; Entomobryomorpha; Isotomidae. Gene Ontology annotation, biological process: regulation of transcription by RNA polymerase II. The transcript is spliced from 6 exons.
UUCUUUGUCAAAUAUGUACAUUGCUCAUUUUGCCCUGCGUGAUUUUCUCUCCAUCCCAACCUGCGGCAGUCAGUCUUGUUUUUUACCUCAGCUGGACUGCAGUUACAUAUUUUCGUUCGUGAUUCACAAACUUUCCAAUACCUACAAGCGCACACCUAUAUUUUCCUACAUUAAGAAAUUAUGGGUCGACAAAAUAUAACGGGACAGCGACCCUUAAUAACAAAUAGUCUUACACUUCAAAGUCUUGCAAGAAGGGUGGCAGACCUAGAGGAAAUUGUACAGAAGCUGGUUAAUUGUACAAAUGUCAAUUUACUGGAGAAGGAUGAAGGCGAUAUAGUGGAAUUAAAUAAGUUGCCAAAAAAGAAAGGGAUUGUAAAUCAGCCACCCUCCAAAUCGUUUCGGUCCAGUUCGUUGCGAUUUGGUCGACGUGGUGCUGGAAUUUUGGUCAACAGAGUUGCUAAGAAGUCAACGGGUGGAGUCUCUCGUAACAAAAUUUUGAGUCAAUCAUGUCGUUCUACGGCUGAAGAGGAUCACAAUUCUGAUCCGAUGGAAGAAGCGGAUUUUGUAGAGAAUUCGCAAAUAGAUGAAUACUUUGCGAUAAAGACUGAAGUGGUGGACGACAUAGAAAUAGGAGUGAAUAGUAAUGAUUUUCAGAUGAAUUCGGAGACCUUAGCAGGAAGAGAUCGACUUUCCGAAGACGAAAAAGAAAUGAAAAUUCUAGGGCAGCAAAGUAAUAUCUUUCCAUUGAAGCAGAGUGAUGAAAGUUUAGACGAGGAUGACGCAACGAUAAGCAACAUGACAAUUAAUGCCGCCACUAUCGCAGGUGUUAAGGAAGACGACGACGAUGACAAUAAUGAUUGUUUACCCUUCUCUGACUUUGAAGAAACCGUAGAUUCAGAAGAGUCCAAAGUUGUCAUCAAUCCAAAUAAGAACACAGAGUUGGGAUCUCAAUCUACCUUAAAUAUUAUUCCUUCCACCGAACCAGAAAAAAACCUUCCAAACCCAUACAUCCGCCUUGGUCCAUCUAUUGUUGCUGAUACUGCUCGUAAAACGGUGCCGAAGCAGAAAAACAUUGUUCAAAGGAAGAAACGAAAAGCCCCCAAACAAAAGAACGUCAUUAUCGGAUUUCGUUUCAAGUGCGACCAUUGUUCGUAUGGCUCCAACUUCCGCAGGAAAUACUUACAGCACGUCCGCAAACACACGGGCGAACGUCCCUACCUUUGUUCCACUUGUGGGAAAGGAUUCCGUGGUUUGGACCUUCUUCACGGUCACAUGAAAAUACAUGAAAGAAAAUUAGACUCCUAUCCAUGCCCGGUGGAUGGUUGCGAGAUGGCGUUUCGGAAGCAGACCGUGUUAACACGACACAUCAACCGCUUCCAUAAAGAUACUCGACGAAAAUGUGACAUCUGUCAUGGAAUAUUUGCAAACGCUACUAUGGUGCGUCAUCACAAAAUUCGGAUGCAUGAGAAUCAACCAGAUUUAUCUUGCCCUAUAUGCGGCCAUGCGUUUCCAUACCAACGCCUACUUAAGGCUCACAUCGCACGACAUGCCGACCCGAAUUACCAAAUGCGGAAGCGCAACAAGAUCCAGCCACCAACAGAAAACACCGAGGAGGGGCAAAUUGACCCAGAAAAAGUUUACGUACUCCCUCCACGUUUCUACUGUGAGGUGGAAGGAUGUGGAAAAUCGUACAUUACGUCAGUUUUGCUUCUCGGACAUAUGAGAGCACGGCAUAUGACUGAAGAAGAGAGAAAGGUUUCUUGUGACAUAUGUGGAAAAGAAUUUCUCGACGGGAAAAAUUUGCGGAUCCACAAAAACAACGUUCAUACGGAUAACCGACCACACGUCUGCCACAUUUGUGGACAAGGCUUCAAAGUCAAGACACAUCUGACCAGGCAUGAACGAGGGCAUGACAACCUGAAUUGGAAACCGAGGGCGAACUGCAAAUUAAAAACGUUUAACCCCGCCGAAAAUAAUGAUAACAUGUAAGAGGAUAGAACGCAAACAGAGAAUACUGAACCUGACAUUUCUAAAACACAUGAAAGUGAAUGAGUAGUUGUGUUGAAGAAAACCGAACUUGGGAAGAAUUGUAGCAUUAGUAAAUCCGUUAAUGAUUAAGAUUCAACUUAAAUUAGUAUCUAUGUAGAAAUCUAAUAAAUACCAGGGUUUUUUAAGCCAUAGAUGAUCAAUUGAAACAAAUAUUUGUACAGGGAAUAAAAUAAAUAUGUUUACAAAUUUCUUGGUGGACACACCGGGCACAUUGUAAUCGUCA